This is a messenger RNA of Bathycoccus prasinos, 564 nucleotides long. RefSeq lists its product with no specific name. The transcript has a single exon. The record is from RefSeq and is a predicted model, not a curated record. The coding region runs from base 1 to 564 and encodes 187 amino acids. Lineage: Eukaryota; Viridiplantae; Chlorophyta; Mamiellophyceae; Mamiellales; Bathycoccaceae.
AUGGUGAAGAAAAUCGUGGACAUUUGUGCGAGUCUCGUCCCUCCGAUUUCCUACGCCGACUGCGUGGGAUACUCGACGUUGAUGACAAACGUCCAGAUUUGGCUGGGAAUAUUAGGCGCCUUGGGAUGGUUCGGAGGCCAAUGGUGCGCGAUUUCAACCAUGUUUGGUCUUUUGGCGCUCGUGUCGUACGAGAUGAAGAGCGCGAACAUCAUGAAAUAUUUGGCGGUGAGUAUUUUACCGCUCACGGUUUGCGACGUGAUUUGGAUGAGCACGUACGCGAAAGAGGCGUCGACGGUAAGAACGAAGUGGACGUUGGCGUGCGUGAUCUUUUUAUUCUUCAUGCGAGUGCCACAGUUUUUCGUGUGGUCGAAAAUGUGGAGCACGGAUUUCGGAGAGACGAACGACGACGCGUUCGAAGGGCAACAGCAACAGCAACACGUAGGAACGCAGCAGGCAUACGCUUCGCCAGGCGUAGGCGUUAGAUUAGACGACGUGCAAACGACGGAGACGCCGAGAGACCCGAACGUGCCGCCACCGUAUCAGCCUCCGAAUGAGUUUGCUUAA